This is a messenger RNA of Rhincodon typus (whale shark), 7352 nucleotides long. It is a transcript of the gene cgnb, whose product is annotated as cingulin b. Bases 152 to 4285 code for a protein of 1377 amino acids. The record is from RefSeq and is a predicted model, not a curated record. The transcript is spliced from 22 exons. Gene Ontology annotation, cellular component: myosin complex. NCBI's taxonomy places the organism in Eukaryota, Metazoa, Chordata, Chondrichthyes, Orectolobiformes, Rhincodontidae.
UUGAGGGCUCGAGCUGUAUCUCGCAGAGAAAGGUAAAGGUAGAAACGGGAAGAAAAAAAAAAAUCAGUAAAAACAUCAAAUUCCUUCAAAAUCUAAUUAAGAGUCGAAUUUCUUGAGAAACAACUGUGAGCCUGAGUAUCAAGACCACAUAAUGGAAGAAUGCAUCGAGCAAAGCACAGUGGAUAGGCAGGGCCCUGUGGACUACGGGGUCCAAAUACGCUUCAUAAAUGACCUCCAAGACACCCAUAAAUCUAAGAAAGCGAAGAAGAAUGUGGCCAAGUCAGGUUCCUAUGGAGUCAUGGUCCGGGUCCAGGGAAUUUCUGGACAGCCAUACGUGGUGUUGAAUAACAGUGAUGGAGUAUCACCAGCACCUGGGGCACAGUACAGGACAGAUUAUGUUAAAGACGGUAUCCCAGAAGAGAGUGGCUCUGCUGUCCCUGGCACCUAUCCAGAAAAUAGAGAAGAUGCAAAGGAGCUUGACGUUCCGGAAAACCCUUAUGGAGACACCACCUCCAGUAGGCAUCCCACUGGCAGUGAUUCCCAACAUAGUACCUCCGAUGAAGAAGCGGGUUCCAGACACUACGUGCGGCUCUACGACUCUGAGGCCUACGUGCGGAGCAGCAGGAAUGCUGGCUUGUACGAGAGCGUUGAGGGCCACAUGUCGCUGCCCCGCCGGAGACCCGCACACCCCGAAGAGCAACUGAGGAAGUCUUGCUCCCAGGGAUCAUUGCUCAAUAUGGAAGAAGGGCCAUUUCCUCUUGAGCUUCCGCCCGGGAAAAAAGUGGACCAGCAGACCCGGAGCUCUGCUGCAUCAACCAGCAGCGAGCAGUCUGUUGGCAGUGGCAGAGGGAAAAUUCAGGGCUAUUCCAAUGAUCUGUACCUGGACGAACCUCGAUUGAAUCCGCCCGUGUCAAGUUCCAUUGGGUGGUCAAAGUCGGUGAGCAAAGCAUCUUCUGCCGCUGACAUGUCGUCCAAGUCCAGUGAUGCCAGUGCGAUAGACACCAAGCCCCUCUCAUCUGUCGACUCGUUAAUUAGCAAGUUUGAUAGAAGUGGUGGGCAGCAGAGGGGCCGAACGGCGCGACGUAAUCGUAUUACAGCCAGCGACCAGAAGCGGUCGCAAAGCCUCGAUAGCAGAAUGCCAGUGGACCGCUCCAGCAACAGACCGGAACUGAAGAAAGAGCCUGAGUGGGACGAGGAGUUUGAGACACCCGGCGGCCAGAAACCAUUCCGUUCUGGUGACGUGAUGGAUGUCUGUAAGGAUGUCAGCUAUGAGAAGAUCCUGGAAGCAAGGCCUCCUUUGGUCACCAAGGAAUCGCCCCCUCAAACCCAGUUUGCUCCUCCAGUCUUCAGUGCAGUCAACAGAUACACCGCGGGUUUCCCCAACAAACCUGCGAAGGAGCCGGAUCACUUCCCAACUGCUAAUGCGUCUAGCCUCCCCAAAAAGUGGAGUCAGAACCAAACUGAGGCGGAGCCCAUCGUGGAGAGAAAUCGGAAUACUGCAGUCUUCACUGAGCGAACCAUACAGUUAAAAUCUACACCUGACCUUCUGAGGGACCAACAAGAACUCUCUCCUGCCAGCGAAGAGCUAAGAAAGCAGCUUAUCUUCAAAAUACUGAAGGAAGGGAGUAUUGAAAGUGACAGUUUCUUGAGGAAGAAAGCAAGCCUGGUGUUUGACAAAUUCCAAAGCAUGAAGUAUGCUGAAUUAUCACCUGAUCUCCAGACUCUCUCUAGUCAGAACAGUGACUUGGAGAAGAAGAUUGCAGAACUCCAGCAUAAACUGGAUGGAGAAUUAAUGAAUCAUAAGGAUGGUCAGAGGAGAAUUGAUAUGGAGGACAUCCAAAUGCAGCUGGAGGAGACCAAGGAAGAGAGGAACCAGCUGCACUCGCUGUACCAGAAGAAUAGGAAGGAGCUCCAGGAUAACAUGCAAGAACUGAUGAAACUGAAGAUGGAGAAGGAGACAAUGGAGGCAGAGAUGAGAGACCUGCAGGAUGAAAUGGCUGCCAUGCACAAAGAGCUGAGAAGUAGCAGAAAAUCCACCGCAGACAGUGGGGACACUGAGAUUUUAUCAGAGCUAACAAGGACGAAAGAGGAACUGGACAUGGUUGCCACUGCAAAACAAACCAUGGAAGACAUCCUGAGGCAGAAGGAAAGAGAGCUGACGGCCCUGAAGGGGGUUCUGAAGGAAGAAGUGUCCAGCCAUGAUAGGGCGAUGGAAGACCUUACAGCCCAGUACCAGAAGGAUAUGGAACAACUCAGGAAAAAUUUUGACGAUGUGUCACAGACGCAGCAGAAUGUGGAGUCUGAGAGGCAGAAGAUAAACUCAAUGAUGCGCAACCUGCAGAAACAGCUGGAGGAGAGCACCGAGGAGACCGUGCACUGGAAGGAGAUGUUUCAGAAAAACCGCGAGGAGCUACGCAACACCAAGCAGGAACUGCUGCAGAUAAAACUGGAGAAGGAGGAAUUCGACGAGGAGCUGCGGGAUUUGCGAGAUCGUUACUCAGUGAUGCAGGAUGAGGUGGACCAUGUGAAACGGACCUCAGUGGAUAGUACUGAGAUCCAGUCCCUUAAAAAAGAGCUGGCUACAGCCAAGAAAGAAUUGCAGGAGAUGGCUGGUAACAUUGAGCAUCAGGAAGCUCUUGUGCAACGUAAGGAGCAGGAACUGAGUGCACUGAAAGGAACACUCAACGAAGAGGCUGCCAGUCACAGUAAAGCACUCGAUAAACUGAAGCACAGCCAUCAGAAGGAAGUGGAUAUGCUAAAGAGGAGCUGUGACCUUAUGUCAAAGGAUAAAUUAAACCUGGAAAAUGAGAAGGGAGCCACAGAGCAGGCCAUGAAAGCAGCGGACUCCUCUCUGAAACAGUUGAAGCAGGACAACGAGGACCUAAAGAGAAAGGUAUCGCAGAUGGACUUCCAGAUGGGAGAGUGCAGGGACCUGAUCGAGGAACUGAAGUGCUCCGAGUCAUGGCUGAAGGACAAGGUGGUCAGGCUGGAGGCGGAGCGGAAGCAAGUGGAACUGUCUCUGGGAGAAGCGACAGAGCAGGAACAGGAGAUGGCUGUAGCCAAGAGAAUGUUGGAAAACCGCCUGGAAGAAACACAGCGGAACCUGAACAGGCUGACCCAAGACCACCAGGAGUUAAAUGAGCGUUUCCAGGAUGAGAUGAGACAGAAGGAUCAGCUGAGGAAGGCGAAGAACGAGCUAGAGGAGCAAAAGAGGUUGCUGGACAAAAUGAUUGAGAAGUUGCAGAAAGAGGUGGACGAGGUCUCUAAGCAGUCAGGGAACUCUGUGGUCAUGCUGCAGUCCCAGUUGGACGAGUACCGGGAUAAGUCACGUCGUGAGUUAACGGAUCACCAGAGGCAAGCAAAGGAGAGGGUGUUGGAGCUGGAAAAAGCAAACGCGACCAUCAAGAGGUUACAAGAUGAGGCUGGGCGUCUGAAACAGGAUCUGCAGCAGAGCAAUGCAGAAAAGGAGAACGCACUGCUAGACAAAGAUCUUCUGGGGCAGCGGCUGCAGAACCUGGAGCAGGAAAUGGAGGCCAAGAGACGCACGCAAGACGACAAGUUGCGAAUGGUUAAAGUUCUGGAGGACAAGAUAAAACAUCUGGAACUGGAACUGGAUGAAGAGAAGAGCAGUGUGGACCUUCUAACUGAGAGAAUCAACAGGAGCAGGGAUCAGAUUGAGCAGCUGAGAGGGGAGCUGAUGCAAGAAAGAGCAGCAAGGCAGGACCUAGAAUGUGAUAAGAUUUCCUUGGAGAGACAGGCGAAAGAUUUAAAGGUUCGCCUGUCUAACUGUGAAGGUUCUGUGAAACCGAAUGCCAACUUGCCUCAACUCGAAUCUCGCAUCAGGGAGCUGGAGGAUCGCUUACGGUCAGAGGAAAGGGACCGAAGUGCACUACAGGCAUCGAAUCGCAAGCUGGAGAGGAAAGUAAAGGAACUGACCAUUCAGCUUGAUGACGAAAGACAGCAGGUGUCUGAUGAGAAAGACCAGCUGACCUUGCGUGUGAAGGCACUGAAGCGACAAGUGGAUGAAGCUGAGGAGGAGAUUGAGCGGCUGGAAACUGCGAGGAAGAAGGGCUUGCGGGAGCUGGAGGAUCUAUAUGAGGUCAAUGAACAGCUGCAGACCCGUAUCAAGUCCCUGGAGAAGGACGUCAGGCUCAAGAAGACGCGUUCCAACGUGGGACUGCAGGAUGAUGACAUCAGUACGGAUGAAGAGUUUGACAGCAACUUUGAGCCUUCCUCAAUUACUUCGCUAAUAACAGAGAGCAACCUGCAGACAAGCUCCUGUUAGACCAGACUCCAUUGGACAGGAUGAACUCACCAGAUCAAUCACUGUCUCUCUCCCGCUUUUUUUUUAAGACUGAGCUGUACACAAAUCCCUUGUGUAAAACUGCAAGCCUUGUUGAUUUCUUUCAAGUGGAAAGUCAGCUGUGUUUUUGUUUCUAAAACUACCUGCAGGCACAGAACCCGUGACUCUGGAAGCCGUUUUUACCACACGAUGGAUAUAACAUGUAUUUUCUUAAACUGCAAUCUUUAAUUUUGUAGAGUUUGUUACAAUCAAUUCUUGUUUCCGCAUUCCCACUGGGAGGCGAAGGUGGUCCAGCAUCUGAUUAUUUCACAUCAGGCUAGAAAGCAGCCACGCACAGGACUGGGAAGGGACUGCGUGCACGUACGUACGUACGUGUGUUCCCCGCGCAUAUUCUGACAAGCAGCUGAGACCCACUUAGCAGAAUUUUGAGUGUGUGCCACACUUUGACUUCGUUGCUUCUGUGCUGACCUGACAUCAGAGGCAGCCAUGACACCAAAUUGAGAAUCAAGAACCUGAGGUGUGAUUUAAAGACCCAGUUAAUGGAAACUGUGUCCAGGGGACCUCAUGGAAUAGGAUGUGCUGGCCAAGAGAUUAGAUUUGAGCUGUUGAAAACAGAAGGGAGAGGUGGAGAGAGCGGGAAGGCGAGGAAGAGGUGCAUCGAUUUCAGCAGCUUCUGUUACCUGGCUUGUUUUGAGCUGUGUAACCUAGCACAGCAGCUCUGUCAUAUCCUUCUGAAUUAAUACUCAACUGGCUGAUCACAGGAGAGGAGACAUCGUGCUGCCUGCUCUGUGCCUAAAACCUGCUAGCUCGUGUGUGUGUGUGUGUGUGUGUGUGUGUGUGUGUGUGUGUACAACUGCUGUCAUGUUAUCCCUAUCCAUCUUUGUGACCCUGCCUGAUUCCUACCUGUCUCUGGGUGCUGUUCUCCAGCUACACAAAUAAAAUAUAAAAUGAGUGCCAGGUGUGACCAGGCCAGUCAAAAUACUGCUGCUUGUGUGCUUUGCAAAUGCAUGCUUUUUUGUCUUUUUUUUUUAAGAAAAGAUACAAGUUUGCACUUGUUCAGCCUCGCGUGCAGUGCAGGGGUGUGGGGGACAGGGAGCAGACAUUGAACCUGCAGAAACUCGCUGCCCUCAGAGCCAGGUUAGACGAGGCUGAAGAGCUCUCAUCUUUUCAACAGAGCUGCGGAAUACAUCAGAACAUUUAAGGGGAAAUUAAUUCUGGGUUCCAGUUAAAUUUGGGGGUUUAUCAUUUGACAUUUCCGCUCAUCUCCUAUGCUUGUCCCUUGGUUGGUGUGAGAACUUUGCCUUUUGAGUUUGUGCGUUCCCUCUUUACCUCUCCCCUCCCCCAUCCAUAGGAGCCUGGAUGCCUAUUCUAGUCUCUGCGCAGUGGGAGAUUGGACAGCGUCAGCAAGAAGGAACAAUGGGCAUGCUGGAACUGGAAUUCUGGGAUUGAAAGUCUCUGUGCUGGUGACCAUCGGGGUCAGCUGUCCUCAAGGGCAGCAAAUCUGUCAUCCUACACAUGACUUCAGGCCCACAGCAAUGUGGUCAACUCUGAAAUGACCCUCUCUGGUCAAGGGCGAUUUAAGGAUGGCGCAACAAAUGUUUCCAGUGAUGCCCAUUUCACGCCAAGGGGAAGCAAGUAUUAUCUAAAUACAUCCUGAAUUUUAAUAGGAAUCAUUCUUGAGGGAUGGAGGGGGCGACAAAGAUGGAUGGAGUAAACAAUAGUAAACGCUAAAUAUCAGAAGUUUUAUCUGUGUUGUCGCGACUUGCCGAGGAACAAACAGUUGGGGAUUAUGCUUGCUACACAGUGCCCUGUUUGCUACCAGAUGGAAGAAAAGUGAAUUGGCCUAUAUCUCACUGAAAGUACCCAUGAUCGUUGGGGUUAAACAUUGGUAAAAGGAGACAUGAAGUCCAAUCUUUUUGUCUUGCACUCGUCAGGACUAGGAUGCAAGAAACCUAACUGAGUUCAGGGUCUGGGGAGAAGAGUCACAGGCAGAAGAGGCAGGUGUCUUUUCCCUAGGGUGGAGGAUUUCAAGACUUGUGGCGGGGACACAUUUGAGGUGAGAGCGGAAAAAUUCAAAUAAGACCUGGGAGCAAUUUUUUUUACACAGUGGUUCGUAUGUGGAAUGAACUUCCUGAGGAAGUGGCGAAUGUGGGUACAUUUACAACAUUUAAAAGAUAUUUGGAGAAGUACACGAAUAAGAAAUGUGUGGAGGGAUAUGGGCCGAGUGCAGGCAGGUGGGACUAGUUUAGCUUGGGGAAUAUGGUCAGCAUGGAUUGGUUGGACCGAAGGGUUUGUUUCCGUGCUGUAUAACUCAGAGCUUGUGGGAACUGACAAUUUCUGCAGCAUUCCAUGGCAACACCUUGAUCAAUCAUGAAUCGGCCUGCCUGGUCUGUGAACUAAGAUUGACAGUUAACUGUUCCUGCUGUAUCUCCACAGUCAGACUUCUCAUGUUAUAUAAAUCAUUGCCUCUCUUCCUGAAGUAAGUUGCUUACACCCUGCCCCUGAUGAGUGCACGAUGUCUAAGCUCCAGCUAAGUGUCUCUGGUUUUCACAAUGUUGAAGUUCUGGACUGCCAGGCCAUGAUCCUUAGGGUUGUGUGGUAAGUGUCCCAACCUCUGAGCAAGAGGUUCUGGAUUCAAGUCCCACCUGCUCCAGAGCUGUGUUUCGUGAAUGUCUGAACAGAUUCAUUGCAGUUCUUUUGAUGUAAAUACCUGUUUCUGAACAUCUACAUUUUCUCUUAUCAACCCUUGCCUAUAUUUACAAACUUAAAAUCAAAUCAAGUUAUUGUUUGGGUUAUAUAUGAAUGAAAAGAUUUAUACAGAAUCUAUGGAGAGAUUUAUAUAUAUAUAUAUACAUACAUAUAUAUUAUCUGUAUAGAAAAAUAUAUUGAUGGCUAAUCAAUCAAGAUUUGUAUCAGAUUUUUUUCUGCUGUUGUCCAGCAACUCUCAGCCUAUUUUUUUCACAUUUAUAUUUUUGUACAUAAUGUUUUAUUUUGAUUUCUGCCUUGUAUGGAAAUCAAUAAAGCUGAUGAAGGUAUUUACAUGCAAUAA